Molecule: messenger RNA, 691 nt
Organism: Chaetomium fimeti
Lineage: Eukaryota; Fungi; Ascomycota; Sordariomycetes; Sordariales; Chaetomiaceae
Exons: 3
Coding region: 1-468 (155 amino acids)
Source: RefSeq, a predicted model, not a curated record
AUGCAGCUCGUCACCAACGCCCUCCUCCUCCUCGCGGCCUCCGUGACGGCUACGGCAUUCACAAACCAGCAUGACCACCAACAGCCUCACCUCUAUCGCCAUCUCGGCCGCGCCAACACCACUAGCGUGAACCCCAACCUCGGCGUAUCUGACCAGGACAAACCAGCCCACGCCGACUACGCAGGUUGCGACAGCGUGAACGCCGUGAAUAAUCCUAGCCCACCCCCACCCCCACCUCCGCACCCGCCGCUAGCGGUAGCCCCUGGGCCCGGGCCCGGGGUGCGCGUGCUGCCGACAGGGACGGGGACGGGCGUGGUGCCGACGGGCGUGGUGCCGACUGGCGGUGUGAAGCCGACUCCGUUUGUGUUUGUCUCGGGUGCGGUGGGGGGGUAUGCGGCGGCUGCGGCGGCUGCGGCUGCUGCUGGGUGUUUGGGGGGUGUUGGGGUUGUUGUUGCGGUUUUGUUGUGAGGGUGUGUGUGUGUGUGUGUGUGUUUCUGGGUUGGGCUUGUUUUGGUACUUUCUUUGUUGUUUGUCGUUGUUUUAAGGUUGUUUUGGUUUUGGUGUGUUGGUCGGGUGUUAUACUGGGGUGAUACCGCGCGUCGAAGUGGAAUUCGGGACUUCUUACUGUGAGCUGAUAAAAAGGGAUACACAUCUCACGCUCGAGGACUAAUUAACCGAUGGAGUCACUUGG